Molecule: messenger RNA, 2146 nt
Organism: Diachasmimorpha longicaudata
Lineage: Eukaryota; Metazoa; Arthropoda; Insecta; Hymenoptera; Braconidae
Product: G patch domain-containing protein 2-like
Exons: 3
Coding region: 162-1487 (441 amino acids)
Cellular component (GO): nucleus
Source: RefSeq, a predicted model, not a curated record
ACACUAGUGAUAUUCCCGUUGUCGACAAUGACACAACUCAGACAAUGUGACAGGAGAUAAACACUGAGAUUCGCUGGAUUGCUGAAUGGUGAAUGCCAACGUCAGUCUGUCCAGUGGAGCUGCGCUGAGAUAAACAUAAAGGGUUAUUGCGUAGAGUUCAAAUGGAGCGUGUUUUGAAAGCUGUCCCAGUGGAUCUGCGAGUUAAAAUGGAGGCACUGGUGCACGAUUUGUCAUUGGCACUGGAGGAGAGCAGUAAAUCGACGAAUGUGAAACGAAGAUGGGGGCUGAGGAGGCGUACCAGGUCCACGGGGAACAUUCGUAAGUCAUCCCUGAAUGCAAACAAACACUCGGAAGACAGUUCCUCCUCCAUCUGUGACAUUCGCAUUCCGAAAACCUCUUCAGCCACAAAAUACCAGUCUGACAGUGAUGACACUGACAGGCGCGAGUCUUUCGCUCGUUUCUGGAACUUAAACACAAUAAGCAAUGUCGAGUCUGAUUCUGUGAAUGAGUACUUCGUUCCUAGGAUAAACACAAAACGCAAGCGAAAAUUUAAACGAAUGGCUGUGGAUUCCUCCAACCCCUCGACCUCUCAAGCAAUCACCCAGAAAAAAAGAUUGUUCAGAAACAACUGCGAGAACAGGUACAGUACAAUUUGGUGUGGGAAGCGCAAGCGGUCUUGUCGAGAGCGUUCGAUAGACUGUGAAAUGCGGUCACCAAAGCCCACGAGGAACUCCAAAUCGAAGAGCCACAGAGGAAAAAUCCGAAGUGAGAAUGCCAUGGAUUGUUCGAGAAUAUCAAGCUCGAGCAUAUCCUCCAGUGACUCAGAGGCGGGAAUCAGGGCGAACGAAGGGGACGACGAGCAGUCGGAUUGGAUCGGCGAGUCCAGUUGGUGGGACGAUGAGAGCACAACUGAGGAAAAGGUCGUGUCCUCGGACCCAGCCCUCCAGACACUGAUUAACUAUCGGCAGAGGGUUUUGAAUGGCAGGGAAAUUCGAGCUGGGAGACGUCACGUGGACAACAAGCCCGGAUACUCUAUCAUCACGUCGGCGAAUGAGAAGGUAUCGAGGUUCCUCCAAGAUCCUUCACAGAGUGAACUUAGGCUGCACGCGAUGAGGCAGCCUGAGAGGGAGAAACUACGAAGACUUGCGAAUUUGUACAGUCUCUCCUUGAAGGGGGACCUCAGUUGUCCUAUACUCUAUAAAACCAGACAUACCACGCAGGCGAUAUGCGUUGAUCAGGUAUCCUUCAACAGAUUCUCUGAUUAUAAGAGACUGAGGAAGACACCCCCGCAAUCACCGAACCCUGAGGUGGUUGUGAAUAAUCCAGAGGUGCAAGUGUUCAAUGGAAACUUCGCGGUUCCUCUUGGCAAUCACUCGCAGAAUAAUACGGAGUCAAUGAGCUUCGACUGGGGGGCGGAAAGUAUGGAGACUGAGAUCGGGAGUACUCCUACGUUUGAUACCCAGUUUGGACACUCUAAGUCUAGUUGAAGGAAUAACGCUGGUGGGGAAGUGGUGCGUGAAUUUUAGUUGAUAUAUUUUUUUUUUUGUUUUGAAGUAUUUUUCGAGAUGGUCUGUAGAAAAUUCGCAAUUUUGCAAGUAUCUUUCGAAGAAAGGACAACGGAAAAAAAUUACAAAAAAAAAUUUUCGGGGAUCUUUAAAGCUGACCAAAUCGUCGUCUGACUUUUAUGUCUAAGUCAAAUAAUUCUGAAAAUUUUUCAUCGUCACGUCAGCGAACUAAAACCCCUUCAAGAUCAUUGUCACUUCAACAUCCAAAGGUACAAAGGUACUCACUGCAAACUUCCCUGUCAUCGCUGGUAAUUAUUCACAGAACAACUUGGAAUCCACGAGCUUUGAAUGGAGAAGAUAAUAUUGAAACUGACAACGGGAACACUCGAAAGUGUGAUACCCAAUAUAGACAUUCUAAGUUUAUUGGAAAGGAUGAGGUUGGUGGGGAAUUUUGGUUGAAAUAUUGUUCGUCACUUUGAAAUAAUUUUCGAGAUGACUUGUCGAACAUUGGAAGCACACUUGUAUGCCCAAGACAUGUUAAACGGUAGUGUUGAUAAUUCUGGUAGUUUCGAGGGAAAUGUCUUCUCCGAGCUAACAGAAAAAAUUGGUUCUGUAUAAAAUUUCCAAUCAAGUCCCUCUCA